GCACUGAUAGGCAGCAUUUAUGGGCACUGAUAGGCAGCACUGAUAGGCAACACUGAUGGGCACUAAUGCACUGGGUUGGCAUCAGGGGCGGACUGACAACUCAUGGGGCCCCCGGGAAAUCGGGGAUCAUGGGGCCCCUGUGUCCUUGCCCAAACUCAACAAGCCUAUGAAAAAGGUACCAGGGGCAUCUCAUGGGGCCCCCUACUGACCCCGGGCCCUCGGGCAGUGCCCGAGUUUCCAAAUGGUCAGUCCGCCCCU
This is a messenger RNA of Staurois parvus, 258 nucleotides long. The record is from the annotation of a GenBank genome assembly. Lineage: Eukaryota; Metazoa; Chordata; Amphibia; Anura; Ranidae.